AUGGCAUUUCGCCGCUUGGUCAAACGGCACAAGAUCACAAACAACCAAAUGCUUUUAAUGCGUCGCCGUGAGCCGUAUAAACCAACCAUGAAGGACCGUCAAGAAAUUGCUGACCGCGCGAAGUUGGAGGAGUUUGAGCGUAAGAACGCGGACGGACUGAUGUUCGUCCCCGAAAAGGCCCUGCCACCGUGGCAGAAGUCACUCGCGCAUAACGCGAAGGCUCUCGGCUCUCGCAUUAACUUCAGAGGUUUCCGCGUCCGCGUGGCUGAUGGGCAGGAUGAGCCGGGAUUCCCUACACCAUUUCGUUAG
Trypanosoma brucei brucei TREU927 is the source of this 309-nucleotide messenger RNA. RefSeq lists its product as hypothetical. NCBI's taxonomy places the organism in Eukaryota, Euglenozoa, Kinetoplastea, Trypanosomatida, Trypanosomatidae. The coding region runs from base 1 to 309 and encodes 102 amino acids. The record is from RefSeq and is a predicted model, not a curated record. The transcript has a single exon.